CUUUUUAAGUGACACCAAACGCGGAAUAUUUUAGCCCAUCCACCAACACCACCAGCAGCAGCAUCACUUCUCCACCACCACGUCCUCCGUCUCCCUCUCUCUCUCUAGAAAACACUUGCAGACACUUUCUCUCUCUGGAAUUGAAGGAGAAGAGGAUCUUAAGGGAGAACAAAACCUAUAUAGAUCUUAAUCUCUGUCACUGAAAAAUCUCAACUUACUGAUAUUUCCAGAGCAACACUUGAUUUUCUGUUGUGAAAGCUGCAUUGCAACUGUCUGGGAUGGAUCGGCGGAGUUGGCCUUGGAAGAAGAAAUCAUCUGACAAGACAGCAGCUGUGGUAGCAGCUGCUGCAUCAGACUCAGCUGGUGCUUCAGCUGGCACUCAGAAUGAUCAGGAUAAGUACAAAAAACCAAAUUAUGUUCAAAUCACUGUGGAGUCAUAUUCACAUCUGACUGGGUUGGAAGAUCAAGUGAAGACCUAUGACGAUCAAGUGAAAACAUAUGAAGAUCAGGUGAAAACUUUAGAGGAUGAAGUUAAGGAAUUGAAUGAAAAGCUGUCUGAGGCCCAUUCAGACAUGACUACCAAGGAAAGCCUAGUGAAACAGCAUGCUAAAGUUGCUGAAGAAGCUGUCUCAGGUUGGGAAAAGGCUGAGUCAGAAGCUUUGGCAUUGAAAAAUCAUCUAGAAUCUGUCACGCUUUUAAAGCUUACUGCUGAAGAUCGAGCUUCACAUUUGGAUGGCGCUCUCAAGGAGUGCAUGCGACAGAUACGGAAUUUGAAGGAAGAACAUGAACAUAAAUUGCAUGAAGUUGUUCUUACCAAAACGAAGCAGUGCGACAAGAUAAAGCUUGAGUUUGAAGCUAAGAUAGCUAAAUUAGACCAAGAACUCCUCAGGUCUGCUGCAGAAAAUGCCGCACUUUCGAGGUCUUUGCAAGAGCGUUCUAACAUGUUGGUCAGGAUGAGUGAGGAAAAAUCCCAAGCUGAGGCAGAGAUUGAACUAUUGAAGAGCAAUAUUGAAUCAUGUGAAAAAGAAAUAAAUUCACUUAAAUAUGAACUUCAUAUAGUUGCCAAAGAGCUAGAAAUUCGUAAUGAGGAAAAGAACAUGAGUGUCAGAUCUGCAGAAGUAGCUAACAAGCAGCACCUGGAAGGAGUCAAGAAAAUAGCUAAGCUGGAAGCAGAAUGCCAGAGGUUGCGUGGUCUUGUGAGGAAGAAGUUGCCUGGUCCUGCAGCACUGGCCCAAAUGAAGCUAGAAGUUGAGAACUUAGGCCGGGAUUACGGAGAAACUCGACUAAGGAGGUCUCCUGUAAAGCCUUCUACUCCCCACUUGUCCUCUUUGCCUGAAUUUUCCAUUGACAGUGUAAACAAGUGCCAUAAAGAUAAUGAGUUUCUCACGGAACGUCUUUGGGCAAUGGAAGAAGAAACAAAGAUGCUGAAAGAAGCUUUGGCAAAACGUAACAGCGAAUUGCAGGCUUCCAGGAAUAUUUGUGCGAAGACAGUUAGCAAGCUUCAAAGUAUAGAAACACAACUGCAACUUCAUAAUCCACAGAUAAGUCCCCAAAAAUCUGAUGUUCAGAUUUUCACUGGAGGUUCCUUUAGUCAAAGUGAAAGCAAACCGCCUAGCUUGACUUCCAUGUCUGAAGAUGGAAAUGAUGAUGAAGUUAGCUGUUCAGGGUCUUGGUCUACAACAUUGAUCUCUGACCUCUCUCAGUCCAAGAAGGUAAAGAACGGUGAGAAAUCUAAAAAAGCCGAAAAUGCAAAUCACAUGGAGCUUAUGGACGACUUUCUGGAGAUGGAGAAAUUGGCAUAUUUAUCAAAUGAUUCAACUAAUACAAAAUCUGAAAUUGAAAACCCUGAUGCUUUGGUGGAGUCCAGUACUAGCACAGAUCUUCAGCCCAAAGAGCAGCCCGACUCAAUUCCAUUGGCAACUCAGAUGUCUACUGAUAUGGAUUUGUCAGCACUGGACUCGCAAUCUGAUAUUAGUCCACUGCCCUUGGUGAAGCUCCAAUCAAGAAUUUCCACGGUGUUUGAAUCCAUGUCCAAGGAUGCUGAUAUGGUAAAGGUUUUGGAGGAUAUAAGACAUGUUGUACAGGAAACACGUGAUAGUUUACAUCAGGAUUCUGCAAAUUGUCUUUCGAAAGAUAGCACCUGUUCUGGUGCCACAUGUGAUUUGCAGGCUUGUCCUGAGGAGACUGAGGUAGCGUCAGAGAAGGAAAUCUCUUUGUCCCGAUAUAGUAAACAAUGUGAAGAAACUGUACAUCCAAUAAGCCCAGAAUUGGCAGCUUCCAUUUCUCAUAUUCAUGACUUUGUCUUGAUUCUGGGCAAAGAAGCUAUGGCUGUUCAGGGCAGGGAUCCUGAUGAGGAUGGACUAAGCCGAAAACUUGAGGAGUUCUCUACCACCUUUGAUAAGGUUCUAAGCAGUAAAGUAAGUUUGGUUGAUUUUGUUCUUGACCUUUCUCGUGUAUUGACUAAAGCCAGUGAACUCCACUUUAAUGUCCUGGGCUAUAAGAAUCAUGAAGCAGAAACCAUCAGUUCUGAUUGCAUCGAUAAGGUCGCCUUACCUGAGAAUAAGGUGGUCCAUGACUCAUUGGGACUGGGAGAUAGAUAUCCAAAUGGUUGUGCCCACUUUUCUGAUUCAACAUCUGAUCCCGACAUUCCCCAUGAAGGAAAUUUCGUUCCAACCUUUGAACCAAACACUACAUCAUGGAAAUGCUCACUGGAGGAGUUUGAGCAAAUGAAACUAGAGAAAGAUAACUUGGUAAUUGAUCUAACCAGAUGUACUGAAAAUCUGGAAAGCACCAAGUCUCAGUUACAGGAAACAGAGCAGCUUCUAGCAGAAGUUAAAUCACAAUUGACAUCUGUUCAGAAGUUGAACAGCUUGGCUGAGACACAGCUGAAAUGUAUGGCAGAGUCGUACAAGUCUCUUGAAACACGCGCAGAGGAGUUACAAGCUGAAAUAAAUAUUCUGCGUGUGAGAACAGAAAGUCUGGAUGAUGAGCUUCAGGAGGAAAGGAGGAGUCAUCAAGAUGCUUUGGCCCAAUGUAAGGAUCUUCAAGAGCAAUUGCAAAGGAUUGAGAGCUGCCCAGUGGCUGAUAUUGACGUCAAGACUAAAAAGGAGAGAGAGUUAGAGGCUGCAGCAGAGAAGCUAGCUGAAUGUCAAGAAACCAUAUUUCUUCUUGGCAAGCAGUUGAAUGCUUUGCGUCCUCCGACACAGUUUACGGGGUCUCCACACAGUGAGAGGUCUGAGAAGGGCGAAGGCUUUGGUGAAGAAGAACCAACUACCAGUGGCAUGAACUUGCAAGACUUGGAUCAGGCCGAGACGGAUACCAAUUUGCAGAGAGUAGGUAGUGAGUCGCCCAUGGAUCUUUACAACUCCCCGUAUAGCCCUUCAGACAAUGAAGCAGCACGCACUCUCCUAAAAUCACCAAUCAGUUCCAUGCAUCCAAAACACCGGCCUACAAAGUCGAGCUCCUCUACUUCUUCUACGCCAACACCAGAGAAACAUUCACGCGGGUUUAGCAGAUUCUUUUCCUCAAAAGGAAAGAAUGACAAUUAGGCUUGCAGCUCGCAGGGUCAAAAGAUGUUUCUAAGUUGACAAGCCGUUGGGAAAGAAGGAAAAAAAAAAAAAAAAUGUAGCAGCAACGAAUAUGGGCUGAAGUUCUGUACAUACUGAUCUGAAUCGUAUUCAAGUUGCUCAGCUUUUAAUUUUCAGAAUGCAAAUUCUCGAACUGGUAUCGUAUUUACUCUGAAAUUGAAUAAUGAGUUUGUCAAAGCAUGAGAUGGUCAUCAAGUUCUGAUUGGGAGACCGUUAGAAACGAGGAAACCGUGAAAGCUGAUUUCUGAUGAUUUCCCAUCUGAGGAUGCUUUGUGAUCAAUGUGAGGUAAUUUUGUAUGAACUGUACAUGAUCUCUCUAUCUAUUAAUACCUUUUCUUUUCAUCCAACCUGUAAUAGUUUGUUUGUUUGGCUGAAACAACUCAUAGUUUUUAAACUUUAAGGUAAUACAUUGAUAUCAUGUCACGUCAUUA
This is a messenger RNA of Cornus florida, 4018 nucleotides long. RefSeq names its product filament-like plant protein 4. The transcript has 6 exons. The record is from RefSeq and is a predicted model, not a curated record. Lineage: Eukaryota; Viridiplantae; Streptophyta; Magnoliopsida; Cornales; Cornaceae. Bases 279 to 3548 code for a protein of 1089 amino acids.